Messenger RNA from Scatophagus argus, 7917 nucleotides. Its product is annotated as potassium voltage-gated channel subfamily C member 1-like. NCBI's taxonomy places the organism in Eukaryota, Metazoa, Chordata, Actinopteri, Scatophagidae. Gene Ontology annotation, molecular function: delayed rectifier potassium channel activity; protein binding. The transcript has 6 exons. Gene Ontology annotation, biological process: protein homooligomerization; potassium ion transmembrane transport. The record is from RefSeq and is a predicted model, not a curated record. Bases 742 to 2661 code for a protein of 639 amino acids. Gene Ontology annotation, cellular component: dendrite membrane; neuronal cell body membrane; axon.
AGCAGCCAUAUGAGAAAUUAGCCUCUGUAUUCACCGGGGUCCUCCCACCCCUCUGUCUUGUUCUCUAAUCCGCCCACAUGUAUCGUCUGAGGAAAAAAAAUAGUGCAGAAGGUGACGCUCCUCCAAAGGAACAGAGAGAGGCACAGAGAGGGAAAGGCAAAGAGAGAGGUGUCUGCAGGCUGCAUCUCCAUUGAAACAUUUGGAAAGGGGAGACAGAGGAAGGAGCUGAAUGGUAGCUACACCCUGGAAGCGUAGAGACACUGUAACAAAGGCUGGCAAUUAUUUUUGGCAAUAACAAAGAGGUGGGAGAGGGGCUCUGAAAUCGAGGGAAAUAGCAGGGGGGAAAAAAAAAGCCAGUUUUCAGAGGGACUUCUGCUUCAUUUCAUCCGAAAGACUCAUCCCCUGCCAUCAUCAGCAUGACCAUAAGCUUUAAGUAACAUUCGGCAAUAACGGUGUCAAAACGAGAUUUUCAGCAACAGACGCGCGCAAUCCUAUUUUGAUUUGUUUAAAAUCGGGGGUGAAAAAGAUCAUCUGAAUGCCUGCGAGAAACUGGAUACUCUCUGAAAUCAUAAGAAAGAGCGAUCUAACAAAGAAAACUACAUUUUGAUUGAUCUUAAAGCUUGAUGUGCGUGUUUCCGCACGCACUCGAAACGAACCUGAACCAAACGCAAACUCCUCAGACUCCUCCCUCCUCCUCCCUUCGGUUUCUCUCAUCCUCUCCCUCCCUCCCCCCGGUCCUCUAUGCUCAGUUCGGUGUGUGUAUCCUCUUUCAAAGGGCGCAAGGGUGGGAACAAGUCGUCCAACAAAGCAUGUUACAGCGCAGACAUGACUUGUCCGUCGGAAAGCGAGAAAAUCGUGAUAAACUGCGGGGGGGUGCGGCAUGAGACCUACCGGAGCACCCUUAAAACGUUGCCCGGUACCCGCUUGUCGUGGCUUACCGAGCCGGACGCGUUCAGCAACUUCGACUACGACCCCAAAUUAGACGAGUUCUUCUUCGACCGCCACCCGUCAGUGUUUUCCUUCAUCCUCAACUAUUACCGCACCGGGAAGUUGCACUGUCCCAACGAUGUGUGCGGCCCCCUGUUCGAAGAAGAGCUGGCCUUUUGGGGCAUCGAUGAGACGGACGUGGAGGCGUGUUGCUGGAUGAAUUACCGGCAGCACCGGGAUGCGGAGGAGGCGCUGGACAGCUUCGAGACUCCAGAACCGGACGCGCCGGACGACGACCCGGCGCUGGGCGGCGCGGAUGGGGACUUGAAAAGACUGUGCAUGCAGGAGGACGCGAGGAAAGCUGGCUGGUGGAAAACCUGGCAGCCCAAAAUAUGGGCACUAUUUGAAGAUCCGUAUUCCUCCAAAUAUGCCCGGUAUGUGGCAUUUGGCUCCCUAUUCUUCAUCCUCAUCUCCAUCUCCACUUUCUGCAUGGAGACGCACGAGGCCUUCAACACCAUCAUCAACAAGACAGAGAUCGUCACGGUGGACAACACUACCCAUGAAGAGAUUGUGUACGAGGUGGUGACUGACAGCUGGUUGACGUACGUGGAGGGCGUGUGUGUCAUUUGGUUCACCAUUGAGGUCCUGCUGCGAGUCACCUUCUGCCCUGACAAGUUGGAAUUCUUCAAAAGCACCCUCAACAUCAUUGACUUUGUCGCUAUCCUGCCCUUCUAUCUGGAGGUUGGCCUGAGCGGUCUCUCCUCCAAAGCUGCCAAGGAUGUUCUGGGGUUCCUGCGUGUUGUCCGAUUUGUCCGUAUCCUUCGAAUCUUCAAGCUGACCCGCCACUUUGUGGGUCUCCGUGUCCUCGGCCACACUCUUCGUGCCAGCACCAAUGAAUUCCUCCUGCUCAUAAUCUUCUUGGCCCUUGGUGUCCUCAUCUUUGCCACUAUGAUCUACUAUGCUGAACGAAUUGGCGCUGACCCAGAUGACCCAACAGCCAGCGCCCACACCAACUUCAAGAACAUUCCUAUUGGAUUUUGGUGGGCCGUUGUGACCAUGACAACUCUGGGCUAUGGAGAUAUGUACCCGGAGACGUGGUCAGGAAUGCUGGUGGGUGCGCUGUGUGCCUUGGCUGGUGUGCUCACCAUUGCUAUGCCUGUACCUGUAAUUGUCAACAACUUCGGCAUGUACUACUCCCUGGCCAUGGCCAAACAAAAGCUGCCCAAAAAGAAGAACAAACAUAUCCCACGAGCCCCCCAACCAGGGUCCCCCAACUACUGCAAGCCAGACGCCCUGGCUAUGGCUACUGCAUCACCGCAAAGGCUCUUGGGAAAUGUCCUGGGUGGAGUGAUGGGAUCUGGAGGCAUAGGGGGUGACUGUCCUCUUGCCCAAGAAGAAAUAAUAGAGAUUAACAGAGAUUCUAAGCAGAACGGUGAUGCAGCCUCGGCCGCCCUGGCCAACGAGGACUGCCCCACCAUCGACCAGGUGCUGAGCCCAGACGAGAGGAGCCCUAUUGGGCGCGGUCCUACCCGGGAACGCUACCAGCAGGACCGCGCCUGCUUCCUGCUCAACACCAGGGAGUUUCGUGCCACAGAUGGGAAUGUGCGGAAAGAGGCAGCAGCCCUGGCAGCCAGCCCAGACUCCCCUCUGACUGAGGAUUGGUAUAAGAUGGAAGGGUCUCUGUUACAGCAGGACCUCAAUGCAAACUCCACCUCCUCCUGGAUCAAACCAUAGACCAGAGUGUUAAGUUUCUAGCAUUCGCCUUCUCUCUAAUGAGGAGUCAGUAAGCGGUAAACACAAAUUUGCGGCGGGAGCCACGUAAGCAACAGGUGUGACACGGCUGGACAGUUUAAAGGAGAUUUUUGGGGUGACAAGAGGGAGACCAGAGGUUAAUCACGAAUUAAAAAAGUCUUAUGGUCUGCUCCUCACGUUGUUACCAAAGCAGCCUCUUGGAACUCCAUUUACGACUACAUUUUUGACAACUGUCUGACUGACCUUUUUCCCCCCUCCCUUUUUUUCGGCUAACAGACUGAGCAUUGCACUGACACACUCUGGGAGAGACGAGGACUCCUGAUUACACAUUCCAGAUGAAAUAUCUCUGACAACAUUAUACUCGCCAUCUUGUACGAUGACCAACUCGGUACCAUCUACAGUGCUGAACAACUGAGCAACUUCACAAGUUUCAGAAAAAAAAAACAACAAAAAAAAACCCACACAUGCACUUGUCUUCAUGAAGGACUGAAUGAACAAUGUAGCAUCUCUGCUAACAUACUGUAGCAUUUGUUGGCUGGGAAAUAACUUGACUUAAUCCAUCAAGAGUUCAAAGAGAGAGGAAUUUAUGCAUUCAAAGGAUCUUUUAGAUGUCAUUUUCCUCCUGGGUUCCUUUGAAGUGAAGAAAAAUAUAGAGUACAUGAGAGACAAAGGAUUGGUUUUUCUCAUUAAAUCCCUUGACAUUUGAAAACAAAAAGAAAAAAGAAAAUACAGACAGUGCAUAUGAAAUCGAUUACAAAUGCAGAGUAUUUACCAACACCCAUUCUAUAGUCCCUCAUUCAAGUUUAGUACUUGUGCAGCAUGAUCGCCACUGAACCUAUGUCUUCCAUUCACUGCUAUCAGACUGAAACACUGCCCUUUUCACAAGUACUGAGAUAAUAAAAACAGCACUAACUAUGAAGUUAAACAAAUGAAGCACAUGUAGCAUUAGCUCAAACUUGUUAGCACUUACUGCUCAUUUAGACUCAACUGAAACCAUAAGGAAAAACUGGUGGAAAAAGACUUAUCUUUAUCUCUCAUGUACUGCCAUGGGCUUACCCAGAAAUCCACGUGGGAUACCAAAGGUCCUGUAGCAUGCACUUGCUGAAUGACCUUCUGUAUUGUACAGUCGAUUAGGAGAACUAUUCCAUUUUGGAUGAGGUUUGUACUCAUCCUUAUACUGGCUGUUGUCUCUGUUUGCUACAGUCAUUACUCUAAAAGUACUCAGUCCUUUAACUGCCACUGGAAUCCCAUCCCCAUAUGCACAUUUCAAAUAUUACAAGUAUUUUUCACAAGUCUGACUGACAUAGUGCUGUCAUGAGGAGCAAAAAGACUGACUAAAGGAGACAAAAGUCCCAGAGACGAUUGUCUAUCUUCAGUAUCGAGGGAUAUUGGCCUGCCUAUUAGAUGUAAUUACAAUGAAAAGACCAUUCCUACCACAAGAACACUUUACAUCACAUAAUCCAUUAGCUGGAAAGUCUGUGUUGUCAUUUUUUAAAGGGACCAAUCAGAUAAAAGUUAACCCUAACACAAAGGCGACACUGCCAAUUAGGCACAAGAAUUCCCAGAUGAAUACUGCCCCAUCUCUCUCUCUCUCUCGUCCAUCUUGCCGCCAACGACUGCCUCACAGGCAAGUCAAUGUCAAGCAAAGGAUGGCCCAUCAGGGGAACCUUGGGAGAACAGGAGAAUGAGAAGAAAUGGACCAAGAGUAGAGCAAGUGUGGAAGUGUACAAAUAGAACAAAUCUAUAUUUUGAUAAACAAAUCAACUAUCCAUGGCUUUGGAGGAGUUUUAUGUCUGGUCCAGAAUGGAAGAAAGAAAAAAAAAUCAGAUGCAAAUGUUAGAAAAAUAGAAAAUUUGGCAUCAUGAAAUGCAAUUAAAACCCUGGAAAACAAUGAGAAGUGAAUAUUUUGUCGUGGUGCGUGGAUGAAGUUGUUUUCCCCAAAAGCAUCGGCAAAAUGCUUUUCUGAAAGACUGAGCAAUGACAGACUCUUGCCUACAAAGACACAGGGAUGACAAAGGAUGGACGCUGAGAUAAACAAAUGAGAAAAAAAGAUAAUGCAUUUUUGUAACUUUGUUUACCAGCAUGACUACUUUGCAUGACUGUCUUUUCUGCAAGCCCUUAGUUAAAAGACGAGGGUGCUAGAGAUACAAAAAAAGUAUAUAUAAAAUGAAUUAAAAAAAUGUUAUAUGCAAUUAAUGUUUUAAAAAAGAUUAUAAUGAAAGAGAAGAGCUAUAUUUUGUUUUGAAAAGUAAAAAAAAAAUGUGAAUAUUGAAACAUGUAUGUUUGCAAAGUACCUGAACUAUGUUUUGUUUGAUGAAAUCUCUCUGCUACUACUGCCCUACAUUCCUCAUUCCAGUCUUUUUGACCACUUCCAUAGUUUUACUUUGUUAUGCAUUGAGCGGUACAUUUUCCAACCAUUCGAUCAAUAGCGAUCAUUCAAGACUUUGCCAAAUUAUAGCAUUUGCGCAAAGGAUGUUUAUUGUUAAAAGUCUAUGUUUUCCUCCUUGAAUCAUUUGCACAACUACCGUAGCAGCAGCAGUAACAGCAGCAGCAGUUCUAAAACAACAGCUCUCCAUACUACAACUUUGACUGCUUGAUUAGUGCUCAUAAUUAGCUUUUUUUUUUUUUUUUUUUGGCAAUAAUACACGUCUUGUCUCAUGAUUGUAGCAGGGCAAAUGGAGAACCUCGAGAGUAUCUUUACCGCCUCAGUGUUAAAGAGAUUCAUAAAGGCCUUGGCUGACCCAUGGCAGGAUUUUGCUGGGAUAGGCAGUUCUGUUCCACUAGUCCGAAGUAGAAAAAUGGGAGUACAAGUGCAGGUUUUCCAAUAAAAACCAUUAACAGGCUAUGAAAUUUCCUACAUGGAUGAACAAUCAAGAGAGAUUUCAGGUUUGCAUGGAACCAACUGCCAUUCCAAAGUUUGUGUGUGGUUUAAAGGACUCAGGUGUGUCGAUGGUGUGUGUGGAUGUAGGUGUUUUGCUAUUUUCAUUCUAACAUAAUAAAUUCUAGUAUAUAGACGACGAUAAUGUGAACACCUCACAGUGAUGUGUAAAAAAACGCAUGCGUUGUAACUUGAUAAUCUCUCGAGGAGGGGAGCAGAGUCUUGACACAUCCCCUUCAGUCUCCCGUCAUUGUUUGUCAUGAAUCCAGUCUUGAUAACGAUGAACACUGUGCCGUGUCGCAGAGCAGAAACGUCUUCCUCUGAGAGGCAACCGAAAACUACUCACACUCACAGUGACAGCAUGAGUGUGUAGAGGUAGCUCAUCUUCGUUUUUUUAGAUGAUCAGGUUUUUGCAUCUGUCAUUACUCAUGGAGAUAGCGUCAUCCAGCUGGCUAGUUGGCAGCUCAUUACAGCACACAAACACAGACGUGAGCACCAAUCAAAGAGACCCAGAGCUUCCAAAAUGAUGUCAGUUAAGUACUAGUAAGUGUUGCAAGACAGAGAGAAUGAGAGAUACCAGUGUCCACCAAGGGGAGAUUGAUGUGAAAAAAAGAAGUCUUGCUGAAAAAUCAUCUCACUGUUGAGUGCUCUCAAAAGAGCGCAUCUACCUUGGUUUGGUAUUCAAAGUGAGUUUCAGGCCCUGCUGGUCCAGGGCUCAGCUCAGGCAGCUGAAUGGUCCUCUGUCUGUUCCUAGCACAUUACAUUUGGAGGUUCACCAGAAUAUGAGACUCAGUUGUGUGAUGUAGACUACAUAGACUAUUCAAGGUUUUACAGGUUGUAGAAACUUCUGUCUAUUUGUAAAAAAAAAAAAAAAAUGUUCCAUGGGAUUUUGUUUUGGUCCCGUAUCUUUUUAAAACUCCCAAUUUCAGUUCCCUUUUUGGAAGGCAUUAAGCAACUAUGGCUUUGAUGGUCACAAAGAUGUUUAUGAAUAUUUCAGAGGUUAACUUCUAGCAAUGGUGUGCACACUUGCAAAAACUUUGUGCUUCACCCAGCUGCUUGCGUUUUCAUAGCCAAGUACUGUCUUUUUCUUUCUUUCUUUCUUUCUUUAUGUUUAUUGUUAAGUUUGCCAUUUCUUCAUUCUCUACAUUGUGAUUACUCUGCCAAACCAGGCUGAAAAAGAUGUCUUUCCUUUUCUAUUGCGUAAUACUGCCAUUUGAUUUAGUCAUGUUGAAAAGAAUUACAAUGUUGAGAGUGCUAAGUCUGUUUUAUUUUCUCAAUCUCUUUUCUGCAUCUUGUUACAAAAUGUAUAUGAUUUCAUGUGUACCUGCCACUCACAUAACCAAAAUAACAAAGAUGCUUUGUAUGGUAAGUAGGUGCCACUUUUAAACGGCUAAUGUUGUAACAAUAUUAUGACAUGCCCUCUCCAGGUAUACGGAAAGCGUUAGGUGGUCCUUGGAUGACAUCCACUAUUAUAUCCAAUUUUAUUUCUUUAUGUGCCUGUUUCUGUUGAAUAGACUUUCUGUUUUUCUUUUAUUCUUCAUUAAGGACAUAGUAUGCAAUCUGCACCACGAAUGCCACUGAUUGACACUUACUGUAUGCUCCCUGAGAUGCAGAUGUUCUGUCAUCAGUUCAGUUGAGUGCAACCACAUGUAGUGGCUUUAUGGUUUUCCAUAGAGUGACUUAGCAAUCGCACUAACCUAAAAAAAAAAUUUUAUUUUACAACAAUUAAAAGACGAGAGUCAUUUUAGAGGAAAUAUUACCGUUCUGAAAAGAAUUUUCUAAUACAUUUAUGAUUAACAUUUAUGAUCUCAUUUUAUUUUGAAAGAAUCUAACAAACAUCAUAAUAUCAUAUCAAUAUAUCUAAUAUUAUAGAUUAACAUCAUUUAUGUAAGCAUUCCAAAGAUAAAAGUUUUAUGUUCAUUUUACAUGUCAUCAAAUUGUAUAAAACAGACUUAGGUACUAGUCCAUUGUACUACGGUCUUAGUAGGAGAGUGAAUGGGGAGGAGGUGGUCACUGGAGUAUCUGGUUGGGACUUAUGCCGGAUUUUAUUUUUGAAAUGUUGGAACACAAAGAGCAACUCAUCAAGAACUGUAUAAAGUCUAUUUCAACGGAAUGUUCAUGAUCUAUCUUUUUAUAUUUUGAAGAAAAAAUAGAAACAUAUCAAUAAAGUGUCAUAAUUGAACAUAUUUCUACUAUUGAGACUUAAAGUGUAUGAAUGUCAACGCGACCUAAUGUGAACCAAUCUCCAUAGCAGCUUGAAUGAACAACUGAUUAAAAGUCAUGAGAUGCUUUUUCAGAGACAUUAAAACUGCUUAAAAUCAUUGAAAUGAACUUAAAAUAAAUGAAAAAAGUGACAUGAA